Messenger RNA from Brassica napus (rape), 701 nucleotides. RefSeq names its product small nuclear ribonucleoprotein SmD3b. Gene Ontology annotation, cellular component: pICln-Sm protein complex; catalytic step 2 spliceosome; U12-type spliceosomal complex. Gene Ontology annotation, biological process: spliceosomal snRNP assembly; RNA processing. Gene Ontology annotation, molecular function: RNA binding. The transcript has 5 exons. The record is from RefSeq and is a predicted model, not a curated record. Bases 118 to 501 code for a protein of 127 amino acids. Lineage: Eukaryota; Viridiplantae; Streptophyta; Magnoliopsida; Brassicales; Brassicaceae.
AGCAAAUCACCUCUUCUUCUAGGCUGCUGCAGUGAAACAGAAAGGCGACGAAGGGUUCAAAUUAGGGUUUUUUUUUGCGAAUCGCAGAGCUCUUUCGAAAAACCGAGAAGAGAAGAGAUGAGCCGAAGCUUGGGGAUACCAGUGAAGCUUCUUCACGAGUCGUCGGGUCAUACAGUGACGGUGGAGCUGAAGAGCGGCGAGCUGUACAGAGGAAACCUGCUCGAGUGUGAGGAUAACUGGAACUGCCAGCUCGAGGACAUCACCUAUACCGCCAAGGAUGGUAAGGUAUCACAGCUUGAGCAUGUCUUCAUCAGAGGCAGCAAAGUCAGGUUUAUAGUGAUACCAGACAUGCUGAAGAAUGCUCCAAUGUUCAACCGAGUAAAUGCUAAAAUCAAGGGAAAGAGCUCAAUAGGUGUAGGCAGAGGUAGACCUGCAAUGCGAGGCAGAGGUACUGGGCGUGGGACAGGAGGAAGGGGAGGCGCACCACCUCUGAGGAGAUAAGCUCUUCGGCUAUGAGACAAUUCUAUUCAGCAGCCAUCUUCAGCUUUUCGUUUAUGCAUCUUAUGGUACACAUUUAAGUAAAAUUUCCGACAAGAAGACCCUGAGAGAAAGAAACUAGUUCCGUAUUUUGUGAGUUACUAUAAAACACCAUGCCACUAAGAACGAUUUUAUUACUUAAUGGUCAAGAUCAAAGGGAGAAA